Messenger RNA from Dovyalis caffra, 1044 nucleotides. The record is from the annotation of a GenBank genome assembly. Lineage: Eukaryota; Viridiplantae; Streptophyta; Magnoliopsida; Malpighiales; Salicaceae.
AUGAAACCCAAUCUUCUAACCGCUGAUUCCUUUCUUAUUUUCAAUUCCUUAACUCCACUAACAAGGAAUUCAAUUCCAUUUCCCAGAAAUUCAAUUCUACUCCCCAAACAUUUUCUGUCCAUAAAAUCCCCAUACCCCAACUCCUCUAGUCCUUCUCGUUUAAUUCCAAUUUGCUCUUCUUCAAAUCCUACUAGAAAGCUAUCCAAUUCCACUAAUGAAGAAGUGUCAUUGAAUUCAAAUGUUGAAGUUCUUGGUGCAGGUGAAUUGGAGAGGAAUUUGAAUGUCCAAGUCGGGAAUCCUAUUGUUCCCUCUUAUAUUCAGUCAUGGACUAAGCUUAGUUUGAGUGAUCAAGCUUUCUUUCUCUUAUCUUUUAUUGCUUGCACGGCUUAUGAAGGUGUUGUUAGAUUGUUUAGAAUUGGGAAUUCUAUACUGUUUUUACUCCUCUAUUGGUAUUUCAUUUAUAACGUGACUUCUAUAGCAUUUACAAGCCUUGUUGUUGCUGCUGUUCCAACACUCUAUAUGAAUCUAUUUGCUCAGUAUGUUAGUAAGAGUAGAAUGCUGGUGGUAGCAGCAAUAAUCAAUAGUAGUAGCUUUUGCAUUGUGAUGCAUCAGUCAGUUGCUUUAAUGGCAAUGGGGAGAGCAGCAAUAUCCCUUUCAAAGCUAGCAGAUACAGCUCGCGAGGAACUGCCCAGUACAAUGGCUGCAAUUAGGCUUUCAGGCAUGGAAAUAAGUGAUCUUACUUUGGAAUUAAGUGAUUUGAGCCAAGAGGUAACUGAUGGGGUCAAUAAAUCAGCUCAAGCAGUUCAAGCAGCAGAAGCUGGAAUUCGACAGAUCGGUUCACUUGCUCACCAACACACUAUGUCUAUGAUUCAAGAGAGGGCUAGCUUGCCAAUCAUCUCCCUGCAGCCAGUUGUCGCCGGUGCUGCAAAGAAAACUUCCCGUGCUGUUGGUCAAGCCACCAAGACCAUCAUGAACAUUAUAUCACGAGGAGAAUUCAAUUCAGAGAAUGAAGAUGGAAGUGGCAUUGAUAGGGUGGAAAUAUAA